AAUUCGCAGUAACCGAUUCAUUCAGUGGCUCAGGUUGUUCCUUAUAGAUUGCAUGUUGGAAAAAAUUUUUAUCAAGCUAAAAUUCUGCCAACAUGUAUAGCACGUACCAAACAUCGUAUUUUGAUGUCCCCGAUUCUUUGUCGCUACAAGAAAUGAUGGAGUGUGAUAUACGAGAGAUGGAUUUAAACUUCAACGAUCCUUUAUUCCAAGAACAGAAUCUCUUUACUUCACCCGAUACUCAAAGGGUAAUGAAACAGGAGCGAAGGGGAGAUUGUAUAAGUCCUGGUGAUCUCACGAAUCUGCAGUGGCUACAGAAUGUAUCGAUUCCAAUGGAGAAAAAUCCAAACAGCCAUGAUAAGCAAGUUAUGGUGGAUCCAAACACUGUCAUGCCAGUCCAAUGGCAGAAUCCCCAACAGACUAACGCCAUAGCUGUCACAUCGAUUCCCAACAUGAACACUACUACGUAUCCCCUCUCUCAGCAAACCCACCAGAAUGUGGGGCUUACACGUGUGACAGAAUCCAAGCAACGAUCUCAGGACUGCAAGGUCUCGAGCAAAGAAAAUACUAAACCAAACGAGAAAGCGUAUCCGAAACCCUUGUUCUCUUACUCUUGUCUGAUCGCUAUGGCACUACAGAACAGCGAUGCGGGAACUUUGCCAGUCAGUGAAAUCUACAAGUUCAUGAUGGGGAAGUUUCCAUACUUCAAGACUGCACCGGACGGAUGGAAGAAUUCAGUUCGGCAUAACUUGUCACUCAACAAAGCCUUCUGCAAGCUAGAGCGUCCACAAGGAGCUUCCCAGAGGAAAGGAUGCCUGUGGUCACUACGGCCCGAGAGAAAAGAACAAAUGGAAAAAGAGAUAAAGAAAUGGAAGAAAAAGCAUGCUGAAGCUAUUCGAGCAAGUAUGGCAAAUCCAGAAGAGUUGCAACUUUCACAUGAAGAUUUAGAAGAAGUACUAACAACACCACAACAAAACAUUGAUGAUGUUGCCGCUGCUGAUGCCGCGAAGGAAUUAUUUGGGAACAACCUCAUCCAGGAGAUACAACAACACGAAGAGCUGGAUUGGGAUGAUAUCAUAUCUUCUGGCUCCAACCUCAACUUAGAUCCAGCACUUACUAAUUCUAUGACAUCUACCAUAAAUGGUCUGAAUUUACAAGCACCUCCGAUAACAACAACUACCGUUGAACUGGAGAAUUCGGCUCAUUAUUUUUUGAAUGGCGAUGUCCGUCAUGAUUUUGAUAAUACAAAUUACACCACCAAUUAUUAUACCCCUCAGCCGCAACAAAUGACUCAUUUAGGCACUGGGUUUUAAUACAAAAGUGUUAUUUUAGCAAGAAAAAAUGUUUUACUAGGUUAGAGUUUAAUAGAGAUAAUAUGACGAUCAAAUGCCCCAAAUUUAUACUUUUUAAGAGAUUUAUCUCCCUGUUCAUAUCAAUAUAGUGCUCGUAUUCGCAAUCUGGUCUUAGUUCCGGGAGUAUACGAGAAACUUAUCUGACUUUAUUAUAAAUAUAAGUCUAUUAUUAGAGUCUGCAAGUGCUGGGGGAGAGCCAUUUCUCAAAUUUCAUAAGGACUGCUUUAGUUCAACAGAGAAGCUAUGUAUUUGAAUCAAAAUGGAAUCAUCUGAACCAUUAUAACGUGUAAAUUAUUUCUUUUAAGAUUAACCAUCCUAAUCUAGUGUUCAUCGUUUGGGAAUUUAUUUCCUAGAAAGAAAUUUUUAAGUGAAAUAUUUUUAGCUUAUAUAGAAAAAAUUUAAAUAGAUCCUGCUUACAUUGGCCAUAGCAAGAUUGUAAAAAGUUCAUAUCUCGUAUAAAUAGAUCAUAAAAUGGUUUAAAUUCCUACAGAUUUAAAUCAGGGUAGUAUACAAUCUAUAUAAGCUAGAAAUUUAUUCCAUAAAAUGUGUCCCUUGACAUAUAAAUUUUCACCAAAUAAUAAGCAGGUUGAAGUUAGAAUAGUUGUGAUAGAAUAGAUCUUGACAAAAGGGACCAUGUGUUAGGCCAACAUGCAAUAAUUGCCCUCCGAGCACAGCUCUUUUCCAGCCAUUAUCAAUACUGGUUGGCAAAUAUGCUUCCUGCUGGAGGGGUAAUACAACUUGUAAAUACUGGACAUAUACAGCAAUAAUAUUGAUUUUUAUACUUGCCAAAAAACUGUUUCACUUCCAUCUUUCUUCACAUGUAGGGGAAAUGUUUUUAAUUAUUGCAACUGAUGUGGGUAAUGAUUGACAGAUUGAAAUGAGUCGGCUCGUUCUUGGCAUUAUGAUUAUCUUAUGUAGACAUUACAUUGUAACUAGAAUCAAUCAAUCAUGUAUAAUCGGCUCCUUGUAUGCUGUAUAUACUAUUGCACUGAAUAUAAAGUAAAGCCAUGUUUAUAGACAACUGCUGAAUAAAGACUGGUAAAACCAGGAAUCAUACUCACA
Actinia tenebrosa (Australian red waratah sea anemone) is the source of this 2411-nucleotide messenger RNA. RefSeq lists its product as uncharacterized. Gene Ontology annotation, biological process: regulation of transcription by RNA polymerase II. Gene Ontology annotation, molecular function: DNA-binding transcription factor activity, RNA polymerase II-specific; transcription cis-regulatory region binding. NCBI's taxonomy places the organism in Eukaryota, Metazoa, Cnidaria, Anthozoa, Actiniaria, Actiniidae. The record is from RefSeq and is a predicted model, not a curated record.